Molecule: messenger RNA, 852 nt
Organism: Trypanosoma cruzi
Lineage: Eukaryota; Euglenozoa; Kinetoplastea; Trypanosomatida; Trypanosomatidae
Exons: 1
Coding region: 1-852 (283 amino acids)
Biological process (GO): tRNA wobble uridine modification
Cellular component (GO): nucleus; cytoplasm
Molecular function (GO): S-adenosylmethionine-dependent methyltransferase activity; tRNA binding
Source: RefSeq, a predicted model, not a curated record
AUGUUUCCUUCAGGACACACGCAAUUCUUUUUUCUCCACUUCACUUUUUCCCACAUGGCGAAUGCCGGUGAUGCGCAGGAGGUGAGUCCGGUGCGGCUGGUGGAGGGCGAUGUGUUGGAGCGGGAACAUGUGCUGAAGGUGUAUGACGCCAUUGCGUCUCACUUCUCGUCAACACGGUACAAGGCGUGGCCCAAAGUACAGGCUUUCAUUGAGUCCCUUCCAAAGUACUCUUUGGUGGCUGACGUCGGCUGUGGGAACGGGAAGUACUUCACCUGUGCGCAGUGCUACCGGAAGGCAACCGUGACACACAUCGAUGACGUGGGGGUGACGGUUGAGGCCGACGAUUUGGAGGACGCAUGCCGUUACGUUGUGGGCAUUGACUUGAGUGAGGGACUCCUACGACUGGCACAAGAACAACAAAAGAAAUUGGCUUCAGCGAGUCAAGUUAUUAGUCGCACAGACCUUCUGCGCGCUGAUGGCCGUCGCACCGCACUCCGCGGUGGAGUCUUCGAUGCCGUCAUUAGCAUCGCAGUCAUUCAUCACCUCGCCACACAAGCGGGACGGGUGGAGGCCAUCCGGGAAUUACUUCGCCUUGUGCGGCCCGACGGUCUUGUGCUGAUCAGCGUGUGGGCGAAAGAGCAGCCGAGAAAGCGGUCCAGAAAUGACGAGGCGGAUGUUCUCAUCCCAUGGGAGAUGCACGAGAAAUACGACAAGGAGAAGCGUGUGUACCAGCGUUACUACCACCUUUUUGUGCAGGGAGAACUGGAGAGUCUUGCUGUGGAGGCGGGCGCAUCGGUGCGGGAGUCGUACUACGACAAGGAGAAUUGGUGUGUCAUUCUCACCCCGACUUGA